UUCAGUUCAGUGCACACGUGUUAAACUAAAACUAAAAAUUGUGCGUGUAAUUUUCAUUAAAAUUGUUGAGCUGUCAGCAAAAUACAUUGCCACAAGCAAUUAAAUCGUGGCUUAUGAUUCAGUGCAGCGGGUGCGACGUUGUACAACACUAGAUGGGGAAAAAAUAAUGUCACGUCGAAGCAGAAAAGACACAAACAUAUAAAUUACAAAAGCUCAUAAUGCGCAAGUGUUUAAGAAAUUAAGAAAUAUAUAAUAGUAAAAAUAUGCCAACGUGCAUUUAGUAUUGUGCUAUCAAAUUGUUUGAUUAGAUUGUGAACAUAAAUUACAAAGUUUUAACGCACCAACAACAAUAACAACGAAAACAACGACGACGACGCAGUUGGAAAAGGAAAAGAAGAAGUGUAGAAAAGUGCGAGAAAAAGUUAAAAAUAAUAGCGACAAUAGCUGAAAAAAAAGAAACAACAAACAUAAAAUAAGUAAAUAGGUGCACACAACGAGGGAGAGAGAGAUUAACAAGACGGAGGCAGUGACAACGUCAGUGGCAGAGUCAGGUGGCAGCAGCAGCAGCAGCGAAGUCGGCAGCAGCAAUUGUGCCACACAUACAAAAAACAACACCACAAAGAACACAGAAUGAAUCGCACCGACGGAUUGGUUAGGCGCGCAGUCAAGACGCGCGAGAAUGGAGCCGAGGGAGGCGCUGCCGGACUGAAUGCCAAUACACCAGAUGACAAUCAGGAUGCGCUCGACAGCAAUCGCGAUCAGGAGGAUAACAUUGAUGAUGGUGACUCCAAGGAGACACGACUUACGCUUAUGGAGGAGGUCUUGCUGCUGGGACUCAAGGAUAAAGAGGGUUACACAUCGUUCUGGAAUGAUUGCAUAUCAAGCGGGUUGCGCGGUUGCAUUCUCAUCGAACUCGGACUGCGUGGGCGUGUCAUGAUUGAAAAGUCCGGCAUGCGACGACGCGGCUUGUGCACAAGAAAGCUCAUAUUGAAAUCGGAUCAGCAAACUGGCGAUGUGCUCUUGGAUGAGGCGCUUAAACACAUUAAGGAAACAGAUCCACCAGAGACAGUGCAAAGUUGGAUUGAAUAUCUAAGCGGUGAAACUUGGAAUCCUUUAAAGUUGCGCUAUCAGCUUAAAAAUGUGCGUGAGCGUCUGGCCAAGAAUCUUGUGGAGAAGGGUGUGCUCACAACGGAGAAACAAAACUUUCUGCUAUUCGAUAUGACGACACAUCCGCUUAGCGAUAAUGUGGUCAAGUGUCGCUUGGUCAAGAAGAUACAAGACUCGGUGCUUUCAAAAUGGGUGAACGAUCCGCAGCGCAUGGACAAACGUAUGUUGGCUUUGAUAUUCCUGGCGCAUGCCAGUGACGUUAUUGAGAAUGCAUUUGCGCCGUUGAACGACGAUGACUACGAGGUGGCCAUGAAGCGUGUGCGUGAACUGCUCGAUCUCGACUUUGAAACGGAGGCAGCCAAACCCAAUGCAAACGAAAUACUGUGGGCCGUCUUUAUGGCGUUUACGAAAUAGGUCCAAAACGCAAUUCCCCUUCCACACACACACCACACAAAUACACACACACACACACACAUAUACACAUACAAACAUUUGCUGCUUGUCUGCAUAACGAAUUGGAGUAACCAAUUCCAGUUUCCUUCAGUUAAUUUUAAACGUAAGCGUAUAAAUCUGGCGUUGGCUAUAAGAAAACGUUAUAUAUAAAUAUUAUAAAAGCCCGCCUAGAUGAAAUCAAGAUAAAGCAAAUCAUGCGUUCUAAUUUGUUUUGUUCUUAUUUUUUUAAAUGUCAUUUCGCAAUUUUCAAUACAAGAAUUUUUAAUUCGAAAUGCUAGCUAAUAGUUGAAUUUUUAACAACAAUUGAUUGCCGUGUUAUUCCAUAAGUUGUGUUCUCUGUAAAUUGUUCCGGCAAACAAUAAAUCAAAAUUCAUCCGUUAAGUUCUAAACUGCAAAUACGAAAACAAAACAAAAAACUAUAUACAUAUUAUAUACA
Molecule: messenger RNA, 1996 nt
Organism: Drosophila busckii
Lineage: Eukaryota; Metazoa; Arthropoda; Insecta; Diptera; Drosophilidae
Gene: sau
Product: Golgi phosphoprotein 3 homolog sauron
Exons: 5
Coding region: 631-1521 (296 amino acids)
Biological process (GO): Golgi to plasma membrane protein transport; Golgi organization; Golgi vesicle budding
Cellular component (GO): cytosol; Golgi cisterna; trans-Golgi network
Molecular function (GO): phosphatidylinositol-4-phosphate binding
Source: RefSeq, a predicted model, not a curated record